This is a messenger RNA of Ilex paraguariensis (yerba mate), 381 nucleotides long. The record is from the annotation of a GenBank genome assembly. Lineage: Eukaryota; Viridiplantae; Streptophyta; Magnoliopsida; Aquifoliales; Aquifoliaceae.
AUGGACGCCUCUUCUCAAGAAGAUGAUGAGAAUGGCAUGGCUUUGAAUGGUAGUAAAAUACUUACAAAAAGAACAAGUCCCACCAAGGAGGUGGAUGACUUAAAUGUAGAGGUCUCUACGAAUGAGGAUGAGACUGAGAGCAUGGAGGACAUUCAAGAUGUUUAUAAUCAAUUAGAUGAAGAGUGCCUCAAAGAAAAGAAAAGGAUACUUUUACUGAGCAUGAGGCUCAAAAUGAAUGAAGAUUAUAAGAAAACACUCCAUGUGGACUUGCUGAUGUCCAAAGCUCAAGUUUGUGGGAUUGAGAAAGAAGAGAAGUCCUUGAAGGACAAGUUGAGCUUUCUUGAGUUGUUAUGGGGUUGUCGAGACAAAGAAAUGUCUUGA